AUGGAAAGGCGAGCAAAUACCAUGUACGGGGAGUGUAGGUUCUGUUUAUUAAAAGGAUAUCACAGAGAUAUCAUGAAGGAAUACUUCACGAGCGGCACUCGCGAAGUUUACCUCGAUAUUUUUAUGGAAUGUUUCAAUUUAUAUCUAUCUACGAACAAGCAGCUGAGCACGUUGAUAUGUACGUCAUGCAUCCAUCGGCUAAGGGAAGCAAAUCGUUUCCGCCUCAUGGUCGUCAACACAGAACAGCAGUUGCUAUCAAGGAUACACGACAAGGAAACGAUUUUCAUCAAUGUGGGCGAUAUAGAAACAGAUAUGGACAUCAAACCGGAGAACGGUCACCAGCUGGAGAUCAAGACGGAGCCCAGCGACUCCAACGACUGCGACUUGGAGUUCAACUCAUUUGAUGAUAACGAUGAUACAGUAUUACAAGACGAUGAUAAAAAUGAUACAAUAGACGGCGAAGCGGAACUGCUGGCCAGGUUUCCUCAGAGGUACAAGCUGCCUACCAGGAAGAGUCUCUAUACACGUCCCUGUAAAGGUUUCGCCAUACAUCUGGAUAUGCUCAGAGGUAAAAAUAUUUUCCCUAAAAUGGUCGCGAAACUAUUGGAAGAUGAAAGCGAAAACUCGUCGAGGAAAAAAGUGUACGUGACGGAAAAAAUGGCGCAAAUUCAGAACACGACAAUGCUGAUUGAGUACUCAAAUGUGACGGUAUUCAAGAGCAAAAACAGAGUGGGGUUCCCUUGCUUUUACUGUAGAAGUUCCUUUGAAAACUUCGACAUGCUACGCGAACACCAGGCGAAGGCCCACAAAAAGUCAGAGACGAGAAAAAUUGUAGCAAGAUACGGCACAGAAUGCUUGGUUGUUUAUGCGGACAUAACUGAUUUGAAAUGUCUAAUAUGUGAAGAAAAGCUCGCGAAUUUGAACGAACUUAAAGCUCAUUUAAUCAAAGUUCACGAUAAGAAAAUACACACCGAGUUCACAGACCGCGUGAUACCUUUCAAGUUGUCAAAUAAUAAGCAUCCGUACGAGUGCCAAACUUGCGGAUGUAAUUUUGAGACUUUUGGGUCGAUCGAGAGGCAUAUGAAUGUGCACUAUAGGAAUUAUGUUUGCAGCCAGUGCGGUACAGGAUUUGUAACCAAAUAUCGUUUAAAAGUUCACAUAAAAAGCAUGCAUGUCGGCGGAAACUUCCCGUGUGAAGUAUGCAAGAAAGUUUUCACAACCCACCAGAAACACAAGAAUCACGUGGACACAGUUCACAAAAUGGUGAAGAGAUUCAAGUGUCCAAAAUGUCCAGAACGGUUCUCGGAAUAUUUCAGAAGGCAGAAGCAUUUAGUUGAAACUCACGGAUCGGCUCCAUUAAGGUACAAGUGUAAUGUCUGCGAUAAGGCCUUUGAUAGACGGUACACACUAUCGAGACAUAUGAAGAGGGAUCAUUUAGAGGAAAGAGACUUUCAAUGUCAGCUUUGCGCUUAUAAGUGCUUCACGAAAAACGAACUAAGGGUGCAUAUGAUCAAGCAUAACGGUGAAAGGAUACACGAGUGCUCGGUAUGCAAGAAAUCCUAUGCAAGAAAGAAAACCCUAAGGGAACAUAUGAGGAUUCACAAUAAUGAUAGGAGGUUCUCCUGUGCAGUCUGCGGGCAGGCGUUUGUGCAGAAGUGUAGUUUGAAGGGACACAUAAAGACACACCACUUGGAUUAUAAUUUACCGUAAAUGUUGUAUAUUAAAUUAUAUUUUAUUCUA
This is a messenger RNA of Melitaea cinxia (Glanville fritillary), 1740 nucleotides long. Its product is annotated as zinc finger protein 624-like. Gene Ontology annotation, cellular component: nucleus. The transcript has 5 exons. Bases 1 to 1710 code for a protein of 569 amino acids. Gene Ontology annotation, molecular function: zinc ion binding. The record is from RefSeq and is a predicted model, not a curated record. NCBI's taxonomy places the organism in Eukaryota, Metazoa, Arthropoda, Insecta, Lepidoptera, Nymphalidae.